This is a messenger RNA of Gigantopelta aegis, 2926 nucleotides long. RefSeq lists its product as uncharacterized. The transcript is spliced from 4 exons. The record is from RefSeq and is a predicted model, not a curated record. NCBI's taxonomy places the organism in Eukaryota, Metazoa, Mollusca, Gastropoda, Neomphalida, Peltospiridae. Gene Ontology annotation, molecular function: protein binding. Bases 543 to 1457 code for a protein of 304 amino acids.
AACCCCACACAACGUUUUAACUUUAAAAAGAAACACGCCAGGAAGAAAGGCGCCAGUACAAUGUUGAUAGGGAAUAUGUCAGGUUUAAAAAAGUGUAAAUCGUUUCUCACUGUUUGUGUGAGCAAUAUUUCAUCGUGCUAUACACCAUGUCUCGCCUCUGUGCCUCUCAACAAUGAGAUAACAACUUAGGAACUCGCCCUUGUCUGCCAUUGUCAUUAGUAUAUUCAGUAUCGCGGCUUGGCGAGUCACCCUAUUGAUUCCCAUUACUCAGACUUGUGGGUAAUAAUUAUAUGGGCUGGGUAUGUUUGCUUAGGGUUUUUGGGGGAUUUUUUUUGGAAGGGAGUGUUGGAGCGUAAAGAAGAUACAUGUAUAUAGGGUGUGGUUUGGAGUAGGUGGAGCGUUGUGUUUAUACUUUUAAUCAUCAUCUCUCUUGUUCUUUUUUUAAAGAAAAUGUAUACGGUAUCUACUGGAGCAUGCGAGUACACUUUAUAUAGGUCGUAUGAUGACGACUUAGGUAAAAUUAAUAAGGAACACAGAUUGUUAUGGAGGAAAUGGUUUCGGGUAUAUUUCUGAAUACUUCAAACAAAGUAUCAGAGCUGAUCGUUGCAACCUACGUUUGCAAAAUGAUCCAGCCAGGUGUCAUCGUCAUUGCAUUUAUUUUGUGCGUGUUUCCCUCCGGCUCGGGAGCGGGCCCUACCAGUCACUGCCCUCCUUCCCAGUACUUCAACAGAGCUCUUCUUGCGUGCAUGGAGUGUUCGAAAUGUCCCAUCAACCAAAUAAUUCGCAAGCCAUGCCUAAAGAACAGGGAUACAAUAUGCGGACCAUUCAAAGAAUUCAACAGAUUCCAUCAAACACCAGAGGACGGGAAACUCUCCCCUGAAUACACACACGAAAGAAAGCACAAAUCUCGUGGUAACGGGUCGAAACACCAUAAACAUCAUCAUCACGACCAUCCAGCUGGCGGCACUGUUUCCAUAGCUACUCCGAAAGCACCCGAGAUUUCCCGAGCCACCGUCGUGGACAUGACGUCAUUAAAAACGACGGAAACUCAGUGGCGCACUCUGGCGCUGGGAUUGAUCGGAAUCUUGUGUCUGGUGUCCGUCUGUCUGCUGGUCUUUGUGUUCGCCGUCUACUACAUACGAGUUAGACGAGGAGCUGAGGAGAAGCUGGAGUUUAAUUCUGGUGUUCUGCGACAAGAGGACACGUACGUUCGGAUAGAGCCUUGGCUACCCGAGGAGUACAUCUCAUCAAAGGGCAGGUCACCAACAGAGCGAGGAAAGACAUGUUUUUAUCCCGGAAGUUACAAUGAAACCGGAAAUUAUAUUUCAUCCAAUCGAGACUCACAGCACAUAUCGUCCAUGGUUUUACAGACUUUCUUAUUGGACAAUACCGAAGAUGAAUUCAAAGUUGUCCCAGAUUUCGAAGACUCUUCUUUAGAUCACGUGAAUAUGAACUGACCAACAGAUGAAAAUCAAGGAAAUAUUUAUUGAAAGGAAUGUUUUUGGAGAACAGACGCAGAAUUCGAGGAAUUUGCAUUCCGGUUAAUGUGAUAUUUGUACAGACAAUUUCUUAGUGUGUUUUUUUUCUUUUUUCUCUCAUUGGAAUACUAAAGAUUUGAAGUAGUAGUCGUUGUUACGGAAUUCUAAACUUGACAUAUUUUGAUGCUUACCUACGUUGUACAACGACUGGCGAAUUGGAAUCUGGAUGCAGCAGUAUAGUUUCUUGAGAGUGUUGCUAAAUACAAAAGAUCAGAUUUUGAUAUUGAAUGAAGCGAAUCGUUUUGAGGUUGUUAAAAAAUCAAAACAAGCCUGGACUGUGUUAAUAUAUUAUUAACAACAGCGUGAUGUCCAGAAUAUUGAUCUGAAUGUGGCUGCGACUUACAAUGUCUUCUAGCUUUUGAUUCUGUUCCAAUACCUAGAUGCUGAACUGAACAUCUUAUGUUAUUCUGAAGGUUGCCAGAAUAAUCCAGUUGGCUGACACAGACGAAAAACGUCCAUGAGAACAUUGGCAUCAACGACGAAUUACUGGCGCCUGCAGUUUCUACCAGCCAGUGUUACCAUUCCACGUCACGUGACAUCCACACGUCAUAGAUGUAAUGAUUUAUCAUUCAAAGGAGAUGGCUGGCGACUAGUCAGCCUGGAUAUUGUCUGUUAGUAAUUGUUUUCAGAAAUAUGAAAUGUUCGUUCGGUUGGAUUCUGUGUAUUAAAAUAAGACUGGUUGCUGGCACCGUUUUACACUAUGACGCGUUGCAAUAUUUCUUGUUCAGUUUGUGGAGUCAUGUUGUGUUGACCCGCAGGGGUUCCGUCCCAAAAGACAGAUGUCCCAAAAGAAAGAUGUCCCAUAAGACAUACAUCUCAUUUGAUAAGACAAAACUGUUUAUUUGGGAGGACACCGUUGUGGAACUAUGAUCAAGUUUUGUAUUUUGUAACGUGAAAACAACUUCCAGAAGCACACUAUAUAACAUGCAUAUAUGACCGUACAUGCAUGCAUGUAAACACACACACACACACACACACACACACACACACACACACACACACACCACCGCCGCCGCCACCACCACCACCAACACAUGGCAGUAAUAUUAAUUGUUAUUAUGCUGGAACAUACAAGACGUUGGUUGGAGCUGGGGCCUAAUUCACAAAGGUCUCUUAGGCUCUGCUAGACAACAAAGUAUCCUCUUUGCAAGUCUUUUAGCAAUUCACUGCGAGAUCGCAAAGUUGCGAGAGUUUAGUGAAUUAGGCCCUUCGGUGUCUACAGAGCACUAUUAUUCACCAGCUGGUAUCUACAUUUAAUGACUAAAGUGUGCUAAAUAUCAUUUUAAAAAAAUAUUGUACAGAUUUCAUUGUUAUACAUGUAUUUUUUAAUAAUUAUUUGAUGAUACUGAAAAUGACCUUGCUAUAUGUUAAUAAAAUUAUUUUUUGAA